This is a messenger RNA of Ylistrum balloti, 13714 nucleotides long. RefSeq names its product microtubule-associated protein 2-like. Bases 1 to 5508 code for a protein of 1835 amino acids. NCBI's taxonomy places the organism in Eukaryota, Metazoa, Mollusca, Bivalvia, Pectinida, Pectinidae. The transcript is spliced from 10 exons. Gene Ontology annotation, molecular function: microtubule binding. Gene Ontology annotation, biological process: neuron projection development; microtubule cytoskeleton organization. The record is from RefSeq and is a predicted model, not a curated record. Gene Ontology annotation, cellular component: neuron projection.
AUGUUAGAAAUUGACAAAAAAACUGAUGAAGGAUUUUUUCCAAAUGAUGACCAGAAGGUUCCAUCAGCAUUAUGUGAUGAGGAUACUUUAGCAGGUGAUGUCCCCAGUUAUUCAGUCCCAAGGGAGCCAGAAAUUCCCUUAGAAAGUGAUGUUUCUUCCUUUUCACAUCAAUGUGAGGAUUAUGUUGGUUCUAAUAUUGAUGAUUCAUUCUCACCUUUUAAUUCAGAAAUGAGUUCUUAUUCCCAAACAGGAAGUCAUGAGUCAUUCUCUGUCUUUGGGGUUGAGCAGGAAGUAGAUCCAGCCCCUCAAGCCCUUCCUGAACCUGCACCCCCCAUGGACCAGAAAAAUGAGCUCAUCUUUUUCUCCAAGGACAGCGAUCAAAGUGCUGAUGAAGGAUGUAUGAACAGCAACGUUUUCAGUGCAUCUGCGGAAGCACACCCACCUGAUCCUUACAUUAUCUUGCAGCCUAGCAAUGGGAACACUGAUCCAGAUGUCAGGUGUCUCCAAACAUAUGGUGAUCCUGAUUCUCUUCCAGACCUCAAAGCUGACAUGUCACCACUUAAACACAAUGUUCCUGAUUUUCUAAAACAUGACCAGAAGGAAGCGGCCCCAUUUGAUGAGAGCCCGCGUUUAGGGAAUUUGGAAGGUAGUAAAACACGUGAUGCUUUUGAAAGUGACAUUUUCGAACAAAAAAAACCGGAGCAGGGUGUUUUGGAUAGUAAAGAGAAUGUGCCUGAGUUAAUGGGAAAACAGAAUGAGCCAGCCAUCAACACCAUGACACAACUAGGUGAUGAUGAGGAAGAAGAAGACUAUUCAGAAAGUGACUCUAAUUCACAAGUUGAGAAUGAUGAGAUUAUCGAGGAUGAUUAUACAGACUCUGACAAUGCUGAAAAUGUUCAUGGCGAUGUUCUGGAGAACAAUGGAAAUGUUGAGUACGACGUUCCAGUGACGACUGAUGAGGUUGCAGUAAGACCUAUGUUUGCUGAUGAUAUUUCAGAUCCGGCCUUUGAUCAUAGUUCUGAGAAAUCCGAGUUUAGUGAGAAUGAGUUUCAUCAACAAGAAGUCAUCCCAAGUAGGAACGCUAAUGCAGUAUUGGGUGAAAGUUUUUCUGAACAAGGACCAGGGAAACAGGCCGAUGAGACAAGACAGAUUGUACAGGGAGAGAUGGAUCCCAGAGAGACAAUAUGUAAGAGUGAAACAUUCACUAUUGAGUCUGAUUCUGACAUGGAGGAAAGAUCUAUCACACCAGAGCAGGAUGGCAACAAUGAGGAGACAGCUACAGGAUCCUACCAACUUAUGUCUGGUCUGGAAAACAAGUCUAACGUAACACAUGGUGGGGCAUCCCCACCAAUGAAUCAUAGCGGCACAGAACUAUUAUUCAACAAGGAAGAAACAGGGUCAUGCUUCAGCCAGGAGCAAAUAGACGGUAAAGUCAAUAUGGUACAGAAACAGCCUGAAUUCAAUCAGGAAGAAAUGGAACUGAAUCUGAGAGAAGAAAAUCAAAACAUUUCUGCUCCACAACAGGAACCUGAAAGUGAACAGCAAAUAGCAUUUCAGGGGGAAAAAACAUUCCAACUGGAACAAGGUUUUCCUCAAACAGAACCGAUGAUUCCACAGAACAUUACAUCCCCACAAGAGUUUUACUCAGGUGGACAUCCUGAAAAACCAGAUAACCAUGGUUUAACUCCUGAAAAGGUAAUGUAUGUUGAGUCAUCAGAGACUGGUAUCAAACAAGACCAGGCUGCACCCUGCACCCCAGAAGUAAUCUCCCAGCUGGAGGAUGUCGCUUUCUCACCGAUAUUAAGUCAGAUGGCAGAUAAUUCUUGUAUGAAUAAGGACAAUACACGUACAGACACAGGAACACUUCUAGAAUCAAAUGAACAACUACCAACAGAUUUUGCCCUGCAGCAAGAGUUUAUACAACAGAAUCAAGAAUUCAAUGAGAAGGUAGGCUAUGACAAUGAGGACAAUAGAGACCCAGUGGACCGAUUGUCAGAACAGGAAGGGAAAGAAGGGUCUCCACAGCCACAUGCGUUGGAUGCAAAACCCAUGUCUUUAGAAAGUGAUGUAAAAGACAUUUGUCCAUCAGAUGGUAGACCAAUCUCUCUUCCUGAUGAUCAACCUGCAUAUGCCCAAAACAUGUUUGAGGAACAGACUGAAUAUGAAGGAAAACAAGAUGCAUUUCAGUCUUUUGAAAAUGAAUCUAAUAAAGUGGGUCAUGAUGCAGUACCAGAAGUGAAAGGCCAACCUGAUAUUGACAUAUCAUUUGGGAUGCCUCCAGCGGAUACAGAUGGGAAUGUCCCAGGUAGAGGCAGUGAGGACCUUGAAGGUGGUCAGGAUGGCUUGCCUUCUGUGGGAGGCAUUAAUUUUGAUCAUGGUAUACCAAAGCAUUCAGAUGUACGCAAUGAAGCUAUUCAACCAAAUGCCACAAAUGACCAGUAUAUCAAAGAUAGGAUUGAGGAGUAUGAAGAAAAGAGAUUAGAGGGUGGAAGUGAUCUGAAAGAGUCAGGUCUCGGAGAGUCAGUUAUCACAGCAGAAUCACAGGAAACUGAUGACCAGCUCAUGAUUGAUGAUAAGGCUGAAAUUAAAAAAACACUUACUGAAAGUAUGGAAUAUUCAACAUACCAGGAUGAUGCCAUGUUAUCCCAAGUUCAGGAGGCCACCACCCUCAUGGAGGCCACCUCCCUCAUGGAAGCCUCGAGUCUGCUUAACGAGAGUGAUAUAAACAGUGCUGCAUCACCUCUGUCUGAACCUAUGCUAACUAAAUCAUCAUCAGACGAGUACACAGAGGAGAGAAGAGAUGAAGAGGAAAACAGCAAGGAGAAGACAGGAGAAGAAAAGUACACAGAGGACAGAAUAAAAGAAAAGGAAUAUACAGAUAACAGAAUAGAGGAAGAGGAGUACACAAAGGACAGAAUAGAGGAAGAGGAGUACACACAGGACAGAAUAGAGGAAGAGGAAUACACACAGGACAGAAUAGAGGAAGAGGAGUACACACAGGACAGAAUAGAGGAAGAGGAAUACACACAGGACAGAAUAGAGGAAGAGGAGUACACAAAGGACAGAAUAGAGGAAAAGGAGUACACAAAGGACAGAAUAGAGGAAGAGGAGUACACAAAGGACAGAAUAGAGAAAGAGGAGUACACAAAAGACAGAAUAGUGGAAGAAGAAUACACACAGGACAGAAUAGAGGAAGAGGAGUACACAAAGGACAGAAUAGAGGAAGAGGAGUACACAAAGGGUAGAAUAGAGGAAGAGGAGUACACACAGGACAGAAUAGAGGAAGGGAAUUACACAAAAGACAGAAUAGAGGAAGAAGAAUACACACAGGACAGAAUAGAAGAAGUAGAGUACACAAAAGACAGAAUAGAGGAAGAGGAGUACAGAAAGGACAGAAUAGAGGAAUACACACAGGACAGAAUAGAAGAAGAGCAGUACACAAAAGACAGAAUAGAGGAAGAGGAGUACAGAAAGGACAGAAUAGAGGAAGAGGAGUACACAAAAGACAGAAUAGAGGAAGAGGAGUACACCCAGGACAGAAUAGAGGAAGAGGAAUACACACAGGACAGAAUAGAGGAAGAGGAAUACACGAAGGACAGAAUAGAGGAAGAGGAGUACACAAAGGACAGAAUAGAGGAAGAGGAGUACACACAGGACAGAAUAGAGAAAGAGGAGUACACACAAGACAGAAUAGAGAAAGAGGAGUACACACAGGACAGAAUAGAGGAAGAAAAGUACAUGCAGGACAGAAUAGAGGAAGAAAAGAACAGAGAGGGCAGAAUAGAGGAAAAGGAGUACACAGAAGAAGGAACAAGGGAAACCAAGGGUAGAAGUGAACAGUUAUGUGAAGUUGCAGAGGUUGAAGAUUAUGCUAUUUUAGUACAGAAACAGAAAAGUGAAACUGGAGAUGAAGAUAUAAGAGAGAAUAAGAUGGAUACUCCAAUAGUUGUCCCUCAUACAAAAACAAGUGAAACUCCAGCAUCACCUGUUGCACGUCAGCAGACAGCUGAACUUCAAUCUCCUGUUACUCUUGAAAACGUUUCUUCGUCUGAACAGAGUACUGAAAAAACUAGUGAAAUACAAGAACAUUUAACAAAGGUGGAAAGUAGUCCUGCUAAAGCAGAUGUAAAGAAAAUUGCUGAACCUGCUGAAAGCAAACCUCAAUUUUUUGACAAAUCUGAAAAAAAUGCAGAAAAGCCAAAGAAACAUGAAAACGUUAGUGCAGUAACACCACAGAAACCAUUGAGGAAACCAAAGGAAAGAACUCCAAAUAAAAGUGAUACUUCAAAGAUCCCAUCCCCUACAAAAGCCAAGAACGGCUUUUCCAAAUCUUCUUCAUUUGCUCCAUCAAAACAGAGCGUUGAAAAGCCACCAUUUGACACACGUUUUCCACUAGCAGUAUCUGCAUCAAACCAAAGAGUUGUACCCCUGUCACAGACACCAACCACACCCGGUCCUUCCAAAGUCCCUUCCAGGAAGAUCCCUGCCAGGUCUCCGGAGGCAACCCAGUCAUUUCUGGAGCGUAUGUCUCGACCACGAAGUCGCACACCAAAGAAAGAUGGUUCCUCUGAUAGUGCUGUGGAGGACAGACCUCAAAGAACAGCAUCAGCUACUUCUGAGAAGAAAAAGUAUGGAAUUGAUGCUAAACCUGGUAGUGGAAAUGUGAAGGUCACUGACCAGAAGGUUCCAAGCAAACAUGUGGGGUCAAAGGUUGAUGCUCGUUCUAAAACCCCAACAGGAUCUCAACACAAGUACACCACUUCAAAAUCACCGAGAGUACCAACACCAGAUACCAAGCGUGUCCAGUCUAAAAUUGGGUCACUAGCAAACACUACCCAUACUCCAGGGGGUGGCAAUGUAAAAAUAUCCAAUCAGAAAGUAGACUUCUCUACAGUGCAAGGCAGAAUUGGGUCGAAGGCUAACCUAGACCACCGACCUAAAGGCGGGGACAAAAAGAUUUUGUCCCAGAAACUUGAGUGGAAAGCUGAAUCCAGGGUUGGCUCCCUUGACAAUGCAAAACAUGCACCAGGUGGCGGUAAAGUCAAAAUAACGAAUGAAAAGGUUGCCUGGAAACGAGAGUCAAGAAUCGGGUCAUUGGAUAAUAUGAAGCAUUCUCCCGGAGGUGGCGAUGUUAAAAUUGAGACAGCCAAAUUAGACUUUAAGGAGAAGGCUGCAUCAAAAGUGGGAUCUAAAGAUAAUAUAGAUCACAAAGCUGGUGGCGGGGACAAAAGAAUUGAAACAAGGAAGUUAGAUUUCAAAGACAAGGCUACAUCCAAAGUUGGUUCAAAAGAUAAUGCUUCACAUAAACCAAAAGGAGGUGAUAAAAAGAUUGAGAGCUACAAAUUGACUUUCAAAGAAUCAGCAAAACCACGAACAGACACUGGCUCAGCGGUCUCCUCACCUCCCUCCCUUAAAUCACCUCGCCCAGACAGCAGCAUCUCCCAUGACUCACAAGAACAGGAAGUGGCAUCACCUGGCAACUUAGAAAACAGCUCAAAGAUGAUUUAAAAGUUAAGGUGAUUCUACAUCAUUACAGAAGUCGAUACAGAUUAGUACAGACAAGAUAAACCAUUCUCGAGAUUUCUCUGUAAAGACAUUAUUUAAAAAAAUUACCUUUUUGAUAUAAGAUUAAUUUGUUAUCAUUGUUUUGACUUUUUUGCAUGAGACAAAUUUGUUCUGAAUUUUACUGUGUUUUUAAAUGGUCAGAAACCGUGAUAUAGGAAGUACAAUUUAGUUAGGUCAGAAAAUCCUGAAUUAACAAGAAAUUAAUUUAAAUGAUUGUAUGCAAGGAAAAACCUUGACAGGUUCAAUGUAAACACAUGUAUUUUGGUAUUUUAAUAGUUUUUUCAUAAUUCUUCUCAGUAAACAUGAAGAAUUCAUAAUUCCAUGCAGGCUAUUGUCAUCUCUUGUUACUCUGACCAAACUAACAUACAUGAUUAUCAAAGCAAUUUUGUGGAUUAAUUCAAUUUGUGACAUUUAAAUAAAGUAUAUUAGAUUUUGAUCACAGAGACUUAGAGCCUCAGAAAAGUACUCGAUAGACCUACUUUGUAACACUUAAUGGUGGACUUGUUGAAUUUUUGAGUGAUUUUGAAAAAAAAAGAUGAUUUGCUUACAUAUAUAUCAAAAUUUAGCAUCUCAGUUCCUUCAACAUAGGAAAGAUAGCAAGUGGGGCAAAUUGUGGUUUAUCAAUGAAUCACUUUCUUUCAGUGUCACAACCAGGAUUGACAAGAUGAAUUAUAUAAUGCCACAUGUACCCACAAGUAUGCUACAGGUAUAAUCUUGUAAAUUGGUUUGGGGGUGUCAAGGACAGAUAACUCUGUAUCACAUUUUGUAAUUAUUCUAAUUAUGCUGGGAGCAGGUUCAGUUAACAAAAUGUGCUACUUAACAAUAUGUUAUGAAGCUUGAGAGUCCAUACACUAUUCUUACCAUUUUGCCAAUGCAUAUAACAGGUUAACCUUAUUUUGAGAUACAGAUAUUCUGAAAUUUGUUAGCAAGGGUGUUCAUCUAUCUGGGCCUACAUUGAAAAAGUUUUGUAGUUUUCAAAAGUCAUCAGAGUGUCCAAUAACUAUCAAUUAUAUACAAGCAUUAAAAAUUGUUUUCCUUCCUGCUUCUACAUCAACAUAAUCAAAGUUUUCAUGACUUUUUAGAAAAACUAUUCUCUAGGAAUGAAACAAAACAUCAUGAUCCCCCAGGAAUUAUGCAAACCAGAAUGUCAUAAAAACCACACCCUUUUCCUCCCCAACCCCCCAGAAUGUUAUAAAAACCACACCCUCUUCCUCCCCAACCCCCACCCACCCCCUAGAUUAUCAUGAUUCCAAAUGAAUGUCACAAAACAGAAUAUCAUAAUUCCCCAUGAAUAUUACAAAAUCUAAUAUCCUAAUUCAUGAAUAUUACAAAACACAAUAUCAUAGUUCCCCAUGAAUAUUACAAAAUAGAAUAUCAUAUUUCCCCAUGAAUAUUACAAAAUAGAAUAUCAUAGUUCCCCAUGAAUAUUACAAAAUAGAAUAUCAUAAUUCAUGAAUAUUACAAAACAAAAUAUCAUAGUUCCCCAUGAAUAUUACAAAAUAGAAUAUCAUAGUUACCCAUGAAUAUUACAAAAAAAAAAUAUCAUAAUUCCCCAUAAAUAUUACAACAGAGUUCUCCAUGACUAUUAUGAGUCUCAAGGUGAUCUGUUGUGGUCAUCCUUUGUCCAGUGCUGUACAUCAUGAUUUUUCCAACAUUGUUGACUUCUGGAAACACCCUGCACCAAUUUUAACAAAAUUUGCAGAAAUCUUUCAUGGUCAAAAGUGAAUCAAUAUUUUUAAUUAUAUGGUCCCAACCCCAAGGGGUCUGAGGGGUGAGGCCAAAAGGGGUCAAAUUACCUCAGACAUUUUCUUAACACCCAGAUAAUGGUAGAAUCAAAUACCAUUCAUGGAUGGUAGGGUCUUAGGGGCUUUACCAUAAUUUACAAGGUUUGAGCAUAAUUGAUGUUAAUUCAAGUGUUGUUAGAAUCUGAUAGACAUGGGAUGAUCACGUAAUAUUAGUUCACUUGUAUGAUGUAGAUCAAGUCAUCCGACUUUGUAAACGGGAUGAUUUCGAUGAUAUACGAUGAAAGAAGAACAACAGCAUUUAUAGAACUCAAGUGACUGUUAAGGCACCCUCGUUUUAUGGUGGUUCAUUUAAGUCAAUUGUCAUUCAACACUUCUGUAAGGGUCUUGGCCACAAUUACUUUAUUGGUUAAAAAUUACCUAUAACUGUUUAUCAACUAUUAAAGCAACACUAGCAUCAAGCACCAUUCAUGCUCCAAUACCUUAUAAGGUAUGCAUAUUAUAAAGUAUUUGAUCCAGACUGAUGAGAAUAAUCAUUCACAUGGUAUGCUUGUGAUGUUACGGUGUUUACUCUGCUUCCACCAAUAGUCACAUAUAAUUGUUGUGUAACAGAGCUUAUUCUUCAUCCCAUUUAUUUAUAAACUUGUUUUCUCACCAUAAUUAAAAGCAAUAUCUACCACCUGUAACUGGCUUUGAUUAUAAUAAUUUGUUGUGUAUUGCCAGCACACUGUAUAUGUUAAAAUGGCCCUCUCUGGCUAUGUAAUGCUGUACGCUCUAUGCUUGGCUUUUUGGUGCAGUCAGAUGGAUUUAAUUUGUUUGCCUUAUUUAGAUAUCUCACAAUUUACUAAAAAUAAGCAAGUCUUUACAUAGGUGUCUAAUUAAGUGAAUACAAAAAGUCAAGUACUCACGAGAAAUAUUGACAAUAUUAACACUCUUUUUAAACACUUGAAAACAUCACUAUGGAAACACAAUCAGUAUUACUUUACCUGAGACAAAGUCUUGUGAUAUCAACCUUUUCUUUAUUGUAAAAUUUUAACUUUUUUGACUUCUUGGAAAUCCCAGAACUACUUUCAAUGAAAUUUUGCAGUACAUGAUACCUUCCCUACCCCCAGAAACCCAAGGGACAGGGCCAAAAGGGUCAAAUUGACUCAAAUAUAAAGAAAACCUUCUUCUCGGCAUCCAGAUAUGAUAGGAUCAAAUACUCUGCAUGAAUGGUAGAGCAGGUGCUUCAUUAGAAUUCUGAUUUUCAUGAUCCUAGGACUGCACAUGAAUCUCCCAGGGGUACAGUUUAUUAUAUGGAAAUAUUACAUUUUUAGGACAUCUGACCCGAAAGAUCACUGACCAAAAGGCCUAGGGUGCUGAAAUUUUAGGUCUGUAUCAUGCUGGGAAGAUUAGCUACAAAGUAUAUUUCAAUAAAUGAGAUUUUCAAUAUCAUUGGAAGUAAUAUAUUCUCAAAGAAGAAAAGGCCCGGGGUAAUGACUUUGGAAUAUGCUGUAAUGAAUUGCUACCAAGAGUGUUCAAAUGAAUUACCUUGACCCACUUUCACGGAUACAUGGUUGAAAUAUGUUAAAAUCUUUUGAAGUCUUUUCGAAAUAAUUAAAACACCAAAGAUGUAAAUAUUGGGCUGGUGGCAUGCUGGGAUGAAGGACUACAAUAUUUGCUCAAAUAAAUGUGCUAAGAACUUAAAAGUUCCUUCUUCUCAACAAGCAAUGGUCCUGUUUCAUGUUUUUGCCUAGCAGCAUGCUGAAUGAACAGGCUUUAAAGUUUGCAGACAUUUACUUACCAAACUAACAAAGGCUUCUGUAUAACUAAAUUGCAGAACUGGUGAGUGAUUAAGGCCCAUUGGGCCUCGUGAUUUAAGGUUAGUCGAAAAUCCAAUAUGGCCUACAUCUUGAAAAACAUAUUUUAAAUUUCUUCUCAAAUUCCUCUAUUGCCAUUGAGCUGACUUUUUGUUGGAAUAUGGAGAAACUGAAUUAAGAAGUAAUCAUGUCAUUUUUUAAGUCAAUAACAUGUGAAAGCAAUGCAUUUUGGGUAAUUAUUUAUUUCUUUUUUUUUCACUAUAUUAGAAAUAUUCAUGAUGUAUUUGUUUGAUUAUUUUCUAAGGUUUAUUUACAGUUAUCGAGUAGGAAAAACAAAAUCACCCAUGUGCAUUAAAAUGUAAACAAAUCCAUGUGUUUGGUAAAAGUAGUUCCUGUAACAUUUUCAUACGCAAGGUCAAAGGUCAAUGUUUCCAUGUUAGUAUCCAACCCAUUUUAAUCUGGUAAUGUUGUAUAGUGAUAAAACUUUGCGAGUGUAAACAUAAGUGUUUGGUCUGUUCCCUUUUGAGUUUGCCUGUGAAUAUGGGAUAGAUAAAAUGCAGGAAUGUAUUGUCCUAGAGCAAAAGGGAAUCAAUUUGAUGUAAAUGAUGGGUCUAGGCCCCCUGGGGAGAGGCACGGUCAAAUAGAGGAAAUAGAGCAAAUCCCAAAAAAUUCUUAUGCUAUAGAAAUUUCAGGAUUUUGUCCAAAUUUGGCUUGAAGCAUCCUUAGUUAAGUUUGUAUUCCGUUGGGCUCCAUCUGUCGUCUAGUGUCCAUCGUUUGUGGUUGGUAAUCAUAUCUUGGCACAUUUCAAUGAAAGCUCAUGUGAAUGACCAGUACUGGGUACUGAAUUUGAAUUUCUGUCUUGUUUCCAUUGAAAGGGAAAUUCAAGUUGACCACCAUCUUCAGACUCUAUUUUUUUUACUAAUAACUCAGAUUUUGCUUUAAUGUUAUUUAAUCAAACUUAAUUUAUAAUGAUCAGUAGAUGAUUUUUUACAAGAGGUUUAUUUCAUGUUUAUCAGAACUAAAACAUGGCAACAGAACUAAAACAUGGCAACCAGAUUCUUAUUUGUGGUCAAGAAAAAUCAUUUUUGCAGUAUAUGGAAAUCAUGGAAGAGAAAAAGUACUAGUGAAUAAGAUUAAGGAUCAUUUCAAUGAGCAAUUGAAUUUUAAUCAAUUGUAAUUUUUGCUCUGUUUGUUAUACUGUGUAGAUUUGCUGUUAGGCAAUGAUAAAGGGAAUUCUGUUGACAUCAGUUGUUAUAAAAACUGUUUUGUGUAGAACACUCAGAAUUUGCCAUUAGUGGCCCACAAAGAGAAUUUUUUGUUUAUUUAUAGCUUUAUACCUGGUAUGUCACUUUCCACUAGAAACUAACAAGUCAUUUAAGCCUAUUGUCUAACUCUAACUUAAUCUUCUGGCUGGAAAAAAUGAGCUAUUGUCCGAUUUCAAUCAAAACAUAGUCUAUAGAAAGCUGUUUUCUCCAAGAUAGCUCCAGAAAUAUACAUAUUUUGUUUUUAAUUCAAUUCACAGCCUCUCAAUUUUUUUAUUUUUUUUUUCACAAUUAUUAAUUCAAUGAAUUUACUUGAUCAGAAUUCAGUAUCAUACUCAGCACAUGCUAUGCUCAUGAAAUGGAAUUGACUCCAUGAAAAAUACAAUAUUACUAUGGAGUUACUCAAAUUAAUGCUAAUUUUACUUUUCUUCAACUCAGCAAAAAUUGAAAUUGAAACUGCCUCAAUUAGUUGUUUUGAUGGACGUGUAUACCCAGGGUAUCCUGAUGGACGUGUAUACCCAGGGUAUCCUGAUGGACGUGUAUACCCAGGGUAUCCUGAUGGACGUGUAUACUCAGGGUAUCCUGUGUUUUGAUGGACGUGUAUACCCAGGGUAUUCUGAUGGACGUGUACAAACAGGGUAUCCUGAUGGAGGUGUAUACCCAGGUUAUCCUGAUGGACGUGUAUACCUAGGGUGUCCUGUGUUUUGAUGGAUAUAUACCCAGGGUAUCCUGAUGGAUAUCUGGUGAUACCAUUGAAGACAUCUCUAAUACUUUACACAUUAUUUUAUUCUAAUCAAAGUCAAUCAUAUUUAUUUAAAAUUGAUAUUCUAAUCUAAUCUGGUAUUAUAUAUGGUAUUUAUAUAAAAACAUAUAUCAUCAUAUUUUCACAAUUUUAGACAUACAUAUUCAAAGAUUCUUUUCUAGUCUUAAACUAUUUUGUGAAUGAAUUAAUUUAGUUAUAUAUGGUAUUACAAUUCUUUAUCAGCCUAUGUAUAAUGACAAUAGAAUUUGUUGGACAAUGCAAGAACCAGAAUCAGACAGAACUAUUGUUUAAACUCGCUUGCCUUAGACCAAGUAAUAUGUAUGCUUAUUUUGUUGUUGCUUCUGAAUACUAAUAAAGAGACACAGGGUCAUUAUGAUAGCCAUAUUGUUUAGAAAGUAAUGAUGGGAUUCUUUUCCCUUGUUGAAUGAUGCAACCACCUAAUUUAUCACCUGACAAAAGCAACAAAUAACUACAAUCAAAGAAGCAAACUUACAAAAAGCCUACGGAGUUCAUACAACUGUGGGUACGGAAUUUCUUUAUUCAACUGUGAAAGAGGCUGAGGGCCUUGGCCGUGUAUCAUUUGUAGCAGUUAGGCUAGAAUGAAGGCCUGUUAAGUAGGUUGAAAAAAAGAUCCCUAGAUAUAAUGUUAUUUUGAAAGUGAUAUUAGUAAAAUUUUAAAUGACUGUUUUUAGUGACAAGUAAGUACCUUUAUGUAGCAAGAUUGAAUCAAGUGGUGUUUUUUUUCUUUCAAAUUGAUAAUCUUACACUAGUUACUAUUAAUUAUGAUAUUUUGUCAUGUUUAAAUAUCCUUUUGGGUGCUACAAGCUUCUUGUUCAAUGUUUAUUAGCCCACCAUCAUCAGAAGGUGGGCUGUUGAAAUUGCCAUGCGUCCAUGUUUCCUGUCUGUCAGUCCUUAAAACAAUCCUUAUUAUUGCUAUUUCGUGAGAAGUACUGGAUGGAUCUUUUUUCAACUUUCAUAUGUGGGUUUCCCUGGGUCCCAAGAUAUACAUUGUCUCAUUUUCGGAGUGAUCCUAAAAAAAACAUGGGCCAACAGGCGGCCAGUAUUUAUGUAUUUUGACAGUAAAAGUUUGUUGUCACUAUUUCUGAAGAAAUAAUUGAUGGAUCAUUCUCAAAUUCCAUAUGUAGAGACCCUUUGGUCCCUUGUACAUUUUUAUUUUGUGACAGAUAAAGAACAAGCGUCCAUGUUGGAUUUGGACAUAUUCAUUUGUUAUUGCUUUUUCUGUAAAUGGAUCUUGUUUUUUUAUUUCAUGUGCAGGAACCUCUUUGCCCUUAUUUAUACGAUGUGCCAUUUUUAGACUGAUCAGAAGAACAAAAUGGCUGACAGAUGGCCAUCUUGGAUUUUGACAAUGAAAGUUUGUCAUACAUUGUAGCUGUUUCUUGGAAAGUACUGGAUUGAUCUGCCAUAAAUUUCAUAUGUAGUUUCUUUUCUCGCCCUAGUUGUGCCAUUUCAAUUUUCAGUCAAUUUGGAUAAACAAAAUGGCCAACAAGGGCCUGAAUUCUUAUAUUUUGACAUUGAACGAUUUUAGUGCUACUUCUUAAUUCAGAAGCACCAGAUAAAACUUCAUAUGUUGAUUUUGUACGGUCCUUUGUAUUAACCUUUCGAUUUUUAGACUGCCAGAGAAAGAAAUUACUGACAGGCAGCCAUCUUUUAUAGCUGAAAAUUAUUGGGUUUUUUUCUUGAGAAAAAAUUCUAAAAUUUUGUAUAAUUAAGAACAAAUAAGAGGAAAGAAGAGAAAAGGAAGGAAAAGAUCCAAGUUUUAAGAUGAAGCACUGGUGGGCACCCAGAUCCUUCUGCGAUCUAUAGAUUGUUUGAGGAGCCCCUGUGUGAUACUAUGGUUUUGAAAGUCCAUACUUUCUAUGUAGUCAGUGUAGCUAUAAAUUGGAUGAUGUUAACAAGUGAUAUGAUCAGAAUGGCUUCCUAUCAGUAUACAGAGUUGUCUGCCCACCCCAUGUGGUAAAACCACUUGUGAAUCGUUUUUGGCAUUACUGACAAUCUGUAAUGUCACGUGAUGUUGAUUACAGAGAUCAGCUGAUUGUUAAAGAUGAAUUGUUUAUAAUUUAGAUGUGAUUGUCAUGACUUUUCCUUUACUUUUGAUACUUUCCACGUGGUUCUUCACCAGAUAGAUAUAGGGGUAAAUCAUGGUGAAUAUAGGGCUAGCAGGCCUUACUACUGUAGUGUGCUGGUAUAUUCACCUGUAUCGUUGUCAUGGUAACUGGUGAUGGACUAGGUCUGUGUGAAAAUAAUCAAAAACGUGAAAGAAAUGUUAUGACAAACACAUCUUAAGAUGAAAUUACUGAGAAAUAAUCUUUUUCAAUAAGCUGAUCUCUGUAAUUAACAUGAGAAAUGCAUAUUCUAGCAUUAUAACACCCUUACUGCAUGCACCAGGCAGAAAACUCUGUAUAUCAGUAGUUCACUUGUUUGAAAUGUUGAGGCAGAGAUGGUCAGGGGUUCCUCUAAACUCUGUGAUUUAUUGUUUAACUUCUGAAUAGUUCUGACCUUGCACCACUUUAUCUAUAUGCUUUGAUAUAUGUAUGUCUAAUAAAAUAAUAGUAUUGAUGAAAA